AUGGCUUCAGCACCCAUCUUAAUAUCCGCGGACGAGAUUAAUUGCCUCAUCCACGCGUACCUCCAAGACUCUGGUUUCCAGCACUCAGCCUACGCAAUUCGCAAUGAAGGUCGCCUAGACCACUCCCCUCACUUCACGAAACACAUACCGCGGGGUGAGCUCGUCGAUCUUCUGAGUAAAGCGCUGCUUUACAUGGAGGUUGAAGCUCAUCACGCUGGAAACACGCUCACUGCCAACUGUAAAACUGGUUUCUCCCUCCUCAACUUGCACGUGUGUUCCUUGGAUGCCAGUGUUACUCCCAGCGUCAACUUAUCUAUCCCCACACCUGUGCCUGCGCCGUUGGAAAAUGAGCUGAUGUCUGCGAAAGGCACAGUCCAAAAGCGAAGGUCUCCCAUGCCGGCGCUGGAGGACACUCGGUCCGAAAAGCGCCAGAGGAGGGAUGUUGAAGACCAGAGCUCGUUUGUAGACUCUACGAACCUAGCUUCUAAUUACCUGAGCGCAAAGAAAGACGAUUCUAGAGCCACUCCCUCUGAGGUUGCGGCGGAUGUUAUUAUGAAUGAUCACUCUGUCAAGAAGAGGAAACCUUCCAGAUCCCCAGCACUCAUCGACGAUGAGGUCGAUUCGGGAGCAAUACAACUCUUGCACGCACAUAAAACAGAGGUAUUUGUGUGUGCUUGGAAUCCUGCUCAACCUGAGCUGCUGGCAUCAGGGUCUAAAGACGCCAUCGUCCACUUGUGGAACAUGUCGGAGCCCAUCCCUGACGAGGUUGACACCUCACCCACUGGCGACAACCCGCUCACAUUAGCGUAUUCAACGAACGGCACACAAGCCGACCUAACAUCGCUGGAUUGGAAUCGAGACGGGACUCUCCUCGCCAUCGGUUCCUAUGAUUCUGUAUUGCGAGUGUGUACGUCCUCGGGCAAGUUGUACUUCUCCAACGACAAACAUCAGGGUCCAAUUUUUUCGACACGCUUCUCUCCCACUGGACGAUGGUUGCUGACUGCUAGUUUGGAUGGCACAGCAUGCAUUUGGGAUAUCAAAGAAAAAAAGCUGUUUAGUCAAUCUAAACGUCAUGGAGAUUGCUGCUUGGACGUUGACUGGCUUGACGAUGAAACUUUCGCUAGUUGCGGAGCUGAUAAAAUGAUUCAUCUCUUCGGCUUGGGUGUGGAUGAACCCAUCAAAACCUUCCAGGGACACGAGAGCGAAAUCAACCAAAUUAAGUUUGAUCCCUCGGGAACUCUCCUUGCAUCGUGCUCGGACGACCGUUCCACACGCAUAUGGAACGUAUAUCCUGUCCUUUCGCGGAACAGAACCCUUGUGACUCCUGAACCACUUAUUCUGGAGGGUCACAAAGGUGCUGUAAGUGGUAUUGGUUGGUGCCCAAAGACAGUCGAGGGGAAGCGUACGCUCCUUGCUACGUCGUCAUUCGAUCACACGGCGCGACUUUGGGAUGCCGUCUCUGGCGCGUGUCUCCAGGUGUUUACAAAUCACAAACGACCGAUCUACACCCUGACAUGGAGUCCGGAUGGCCGAUGGCUGUCGACUGGUGGCGGCGACGGUUGGCUUCAUGUAUAUGAUCCUCAUGAGAGGAAAAAAGUAUGGUCAUGGCGGUCCGAGACGCAAAAACGCGGGAUCUUCGAGAUCGACUGGCAGCAGUCGGGGGACGUUGACCGGAUUGCGCUGGCCCUGGAAUCGAAGAAGGUUGGGAUCAUAGACAUCUCGAAAAUCCCUGCGCUGCAGAGAACCAUGCGGUGA
Molecule: messenger RNA, 1755 nt
Organism: Heterobasidion irregulare TC 32-1
Lineage: Eukaryota; Fungi; Basidiomycota; Agaricomycetes; Russulales; Bondarzewiaceae
Exons: 10
Coding region: 1-1755 (584 amino acids)
Biological process (GO): regulation of transcription by RNA polymerase II
Cellular component (GO): Set3 complex
Molecular function (GO): protein binding; transcription corepressor activity
Source: RefSeq, a predicted model, not a curated record